Messenger RNA from Epinephelus lanceolatus (giant grouper), 959 nucleotides. It is a transcript of the gene gphb5, whose product is annotated as glycoprotein hormone subunit beta 5. NCBI's taxonomy places the organism in Eukaryota, Metazoa, Chordata, Actinopteri, Perciformes, Serranidae. Gene Ontology annotation, molecular function: hormone activity. The record is from RefSeq and is a predicted model, not a curated record. Gene Ontology annotation, cellular component: extracellular region; cytoplasm. Gene Ontology annotation, biological process: regulation of thyroid hormone receptor signaling pathway; G protein-coupled receptor signaling pathway.
ACUGAGGUUCAUGUUCGCCGUCCACGCUGACAAAGAGUGACUUCAGAGCUGAUAAUACUGGCCUGAACUGUGAGAACAGCUGCUUGUUUCCAGCACUUAAACUUCUGUGCUUCACUGUAUUGAGUGUAUAUUCAGUAGUCAACGCUUUGAUCCUUGUGUUUGGCUGCUGGACAGCAACUGUGAGUCAUAGCUGAGAUGAUCCUGCAAAGGAAGAAGUCACAAUGCCUCAGGAGGCCUGGACUGCUCCUGUGCUGGUUCCUGCUCUGGAUGUCUCUGCAGCCACACUCUCCCCACCUGGCGUCAGCCGUCAACCUGCGGCGCUUCAUUGGCUGCGCCGUGCGGGAGUUCACCUUCCUGGCCAGGAAGCCUGGCUGCGGGGGGCUGCACAUCACCACGGACGCCUGCUGGGGGCGCUGUGAGACCUGGGAGAAGCCCGUCCUCGACCCUCCCUUCAUUGAGUCCUACCAGCGUGUUUGCACCUACAAUGAGACCCGUCUGGUGACUGUGAAACUGCCCAACUGCCUGCCAAACGUCGACGCCACGUACACCUACCCUGUGGCCCUGAGAUGUGACUGCGGCGUCUGUCUGACCAGCACCACUGAAUGUAUAACGUCUGUCUAACACAAGUCACAACAGGCAGGAUAUACUUUUUUAAAUUGUGCUUUUCAUCAUAAUCUACAGUUAUGUCAUAUAUCAUUAGUUGAGUGAAAUGUUCGAGGGUAAAUCAGGUUUUUCUGCCAUGUAUGGACAAUUAAAAAAAGAACAAGGUGAGAAGGCAGCUAAUAAAAGUCUUCUGCUCCUGCUAGCAGCUGAGAAAUGUAAUCAUUGCUCUGUUAUCUAAAUUUACUAGUUAGCACUGCUAAUCUUCAAAAUUCAAAAUAUAGGCUAUACUUAUUCUGCUGAUGUUUGUUUAUAAAAUAAAAUACUUGUUUGUUUUUUUUACACUGUUUGGAUUCAAA